CCCGUCACCCGAAAAGACGGGAAUAAUUCCUAAAACGAGAAAGACUUUCAUGAAACGAAGCAAACUACGGCCAUUUAGCUAGAUUACAUACUCACAGACUCUUGAGUUGAGUACAGUUGAAUACAUGCUCGACGGUAAGAGAGCUCCAAGAGUCCAACAUGCACGUGCACACGUGACAACCUCUCUUUUGCCACCCAAAAUUAAUCUGCGUCAUGACACACAGCUCAGUAGCUCACGAGUCAGUGAAGUGAAAAGUUACAGCCUUCUCCCAUUACCCAAAAUCCCAACCGGCAACCAUGGCCACACUGACUUACCCCGCCGCCGCCGCCACAGUCAGAGCCACCAAAUCAACAACCCCACCAGGUCUCAGGAAAAGCUUCUCCGUCAUCCCAAUCAAACCCAAUUCCAUAUCUCCACUCAAAACCCUAAACCGCACCUCCAAACCCACCACCUUCUCAAUCAAAUCCACCGCCUCCUCCGACCACUCCUCCACCGCCACAACCACAAUCACCACCACCACCUCCAUCUCCCCCUCCCCACUAACCCUCAAGUCCCGCCUCCAAAAUGGCGAUACCCUAUACGGCCUCUUCCUCCUCUCCUUCUCCCCUACCCUCGCCGAGAUUGCUGGCCUCUCCGGCUACGACUUCGUCGUCGUCGACAUGGAGCACGGCCACGGUGGCAUACCCGAAGCCCUCUCCUGCCUCCACGCCUUGGCCGCCACCCAAACCCCCGCCAUUCUUCGCUUGCCCGAGACCUCCGCAACUUGGGCCAAGAAAGCCCUAGAUCUGGGCCCACAAGGCAUCAUGUUCCCCAUGAUCGAAUCCUCCAAGGCCGCCAAGGAGGCCGUCUCCUACUGCCGCUUCCCUCCCGCCGGCGUCCGCGGAUCCGCCCAUACCGUCGUUCGCGCCUCCAGCUACGGCAUCGACGAGGGGUAUUUGAGUAAUUACGAGAACCAGCUGCUGAUCAUGUGCCAGGUGGAGAGCAAGGAGGGCGUGAAGCACGCGGAGGACAUCGCGACCGUUGAUGGGGUCGACUGUAUUCAGAUGGGACCGUUGGAUCUGAGCGCCAGCUUGGGAUACCUGUGGGACCCAGCGAACAAGAAGGUGAGGAAGAUGAUGGAGGUGGCCGAGAAGGCAGUGCUGGGGUCCGACCCGAAAGAGGGCGGGGCCUACUUGGCCGGGUUCGCUAUGCCCCACGAUGGGCCCCGCGAUUUGGGGACACGUGGAUACCACAUGGUGUCCGGAGCCGUUGAUGUUGGGCUGUUUAGGGGCGCGGCGGUGGAGGACGUGAAGAGGUUCAAGAUGAGCUUGAUGGACGGUUUAGAUGAUGAGCAGGAGGAUGAGAAGGAUGCUGAUGAGAAGUACUGGAGUGAAUGAAAAGGGAGGUUGUUGAAAACAUAUUUUUUUGUAAAUUUUUCGUUUUCUUUUUCUUUUGUAGUUGUAUUGGGCCCACGGAUGUUUUCAUAAUAAAGGUCAUAUUAUUAUUGCCGGCCAAA
Pyrus x bretschneideri (Chinese white pear) is the source of this 1495-nucleotide messenger RNA. RefSeq names its product 2-keto-3-deoxy-L-rhamnonate aldolase. Gene Ontology annotation, molecular function: aldehyde-lyase activity. Gene Ontology annotation, cellular component: cytoplasm. The coding region runs from base 297 to 1376 and encodes 359 amino acids. The transcript has a single exon. NCBI's taxonomy places the organism in Eukaryota, Viridiplantae, Streptophyta, Magnoliopsida, Rosales, Rosaceae. The record is from RefSeq and is a predicted model, not a curated record.